This is a messenger RNA of Didymodactylos carnosus, 588 nucleotides long. Lineage: Eukaryota; Metazoa; Rotifera; Eurotatoria; Philodinida; Philodinidae. The record is from the annotation of a GenBank genome assembly.
AUGACAGACGUUAAAAAAGCACCAUCAGCACAAAAGAAGGUUGCUGCAGCAACAGCGAAAAAAGCAGCUACUGGAUCGACGACGAGUCCGGCAGUACCCGUCACAACAUCAGCACCAGCGCCAAAAAGCGAACAAAAGAAAGCACCAACAUCGAAACCUUCGUCGAAAGGAAAAACAUCACAAUUAGCUAAAACAUCGACAAAGGUAACAAAAAAGACAACACAACAAAAAGGUGGAAGUAAAAAAAAGAGUAAAGCAAUCAAAUAUCAUAUUGAUUGUACCCAUCCGGUGGAAGAUGGUAUAUUUGAUAUGAAUGCUUUUGAACGUUUUUUACAAGAAAAAAUGAAAAUUAAUGGCAAAACAUCAAAUCUACAAGGUUUAGUUACGAUCGAAAAAGCAAAAGCAAAAGUGUCUGUUACAUCAGAAAUUCCAUUAUCGAAGAGAUACAUGAAAUAUUUGACAAAAAAGUUUUUAAAAAAACAUGAAUUACGUGAUUGGCUUCGUGUUAUUGCCAACUCAAAAGAUGCCUAUGAAUUACGUUACUUCAAUAUCAAUCAAGAAGAAAACGAAGCAGAUGAAGAAGCUUAA